Molecule: messenger RNA, 591 nt
Organism: Talaromyces proteolyticus
Lineage: Eukaryota; Fungi; Ascomycota; Eurotiomycetes; Eurotiales; Trichocomaceae
Exons: 1
Coding region: 1-591 (196 amino acids)
Source: RefSeq, a predicted model, not a curated record
AUGCCUCUACUUGAAGCCGAGCAGACCCAAGGAGUGGCUUGCGAGCUGCAAAACUCCUCUACAGCAAGCGCAGCAGUUGCGGCUAAGGACCGCGAGUUUCCUCGAGGGGCCUGGUUGAAGACAAUGGAACUAGCUAGUUUCGCCAUACAAGAUGCUCAAGGUUCCAACACUUCCAUACCACAUGCAUGGAACAGUUCAUCCUGUAGCGAAACACCUUCGCUGUUACCAGUAUCGAACGCAGAGGACACUCAAGCAAAUCAGGGACUUCUAAGGGAAGCCUCACUGGCUGCCCUCGACGAUGACGCUUCAUGGACUUCUAUAGGCGGGAUGCAUCCACCAAGUGAUGAUUCUUUGGACUUCUCGUCUCUACAGGAGGCUCGUUGCCAAGUAAACAAGCCACGGUGUUUCGAACAUGGCUGUGGAGGUCGAACCUUUUCAAGCCCGGAAAACUACAGGUGUCACACCAGAGAGAAAACCGGUCUUCCAGAGGUUAUCUGCAUGUUCUGCCUCACUCCCUUCAUUCCGAAAAGCAACCGAGACAAUCACAUCUUGACUGGCAGGCGCACGGCGCAGAGCCGGUAUCACAUAUAA